AUGGAUUAUAUGUUUGCAUGUGAAUGUAGCUUUUUAAACGCAGCUUCCAUUGAAGUGGCAGCCCUAGGAAGACCUCUGGUUCCUGGUAUGCUUUAUGACUGCCGCAGGGACUCCUUCAUUCCAGGUGUUACUCUGUGGGAUAAGAAAUCACUGAGUGAAGAUUUAGACAGUCGUCCACAGCCCCGAACAGAUUUGAAGUUCAGUAGCUCUGACUCUUUCUCAAGUAAGUCCAGUUUCCUGGAUAUAAAUGCUUCCCUGAAGGCCAGCCUCUUGGGGGGGCUGGUGGAGGUGGGAGGAUCUGCCAAGUAUCUGUGUGACACCAAAUCCUCAAACCAACAGUCCAGAGUUACAAUGUAUUACAGUGAAACCACCAGAUUCGAACAGCUCACUAUGACCCAGCUGGGCCGGAUCACCCACCCUCAGGUGUUUGAGCAGAAAACUGCAACUCAUGUGGUCACGGCUGUACUGUACGGAGCUCAGGUCUUCAUGGUGUUUGAUCGGAUGUUUUCAGACAAGGAAAACAAGCAGGAGACUGAGGGGGAACUGAAUGUCAUGGUCAAAAAGAUUCCUAUAUUUUCAGUUGAAGGAAAGGGAUCUGGACAAAUGACAGAUGCUGAAAAGGAAAUGGCUGAGAAUAUCACCUGCACAUUUCACGGUGACAUCAGUCUUGAGCAAAACCCCACCACAUACAUGGAGGCCCUUGAUUUGUACAAGCAGCUCCCCACUCUGCUGAAGGACAAUCCACAGAAUGCAGUUCCUAUAAAAGUCUGGCUUUAUCCUCUUCACCUUUUGGAUAAUAGAGCAGCUCAGUUAGAGAGAGAAAUCAGCACAAGUCUGGUUUCCAUCACUCAAGAUAUAAUGGAGCAGCUGGAGGAGGCAGAGAGAACAUAUAAUGACUUGUCCAGAAAUACACUGGUAAAUGUUUUCCGUGACAUCAAAGUGAAGCUGCAGUCAUUUCAGGAGUCAUUUAGCAUUUACAAGUCGGUGCUCCAGAAAGCGCUGGCCAGGGUCUUGCCCGGUAUUCGAGGAGGAGAAAUUGAGGAAAAAUCAUUAGAAGACAUCCUGAAGAUAUACAAGAACUCUCCUUUUAAUGCUGGGAUGCUUAACCGGUGGUUAGAUGAUGUAAAGUCUGAAUUUAGCAUCUUAAGUUCUUACAUCAAGAAGCUGGAGGGGAUCAAAAUUGAAGAUGAACACAGUCUCAACACCAUCCUCCUUGAUCCUGAUAUAGAUUUUGUGGUGUGCUUCUCCUUCACAUCUCUGAGGAAUGAAGACCCGUAUCUUGAAAAACUACAGGGGUUUCUCAGAUCUGGCAAGUUUGAAGAGCAAGAUGGGGAAGAAAACUUGGUUUCAAUGGCAUCUGUCAGAAAGUGGUUCAAUGAUGCUGAUGUCAUAUUAAAGAUGAGAGAGAACUUAUCUCUUUUCAGGAGUUUUUCAGAGGCAAACAAAAGUGAAAAGAGAAUCUGCUUCAUUAUUUCUGCCAUCUCUGAUCCUUCCUUUAAAGGCUCCUCCAUUUAUCUGUAUGAAAAUGGGAAUCUGACAGACAAACGAUUCCAGCCCGUGUCCAAACCGCCCCCACUGACAUUGGAGGAUUAUCAGAACACAACUGUCUCCCUCAAACUACAUAAAUCUGCAACUGGAGAAACAGUGCAGUACAGAGUGGAGUACAGGCAGGUAGAAGCUGAUUUUGAAGCUGAAGAACAGUGGCUUCUCAUAGACACAACUGAUGAAGACUUUACUCUGACUGGACUGGAGUCUGGAAAACCAUACUUGAUCCGCUACAGGAUAGUGAGUAAAGUGGGAGUGAGUGAAGCCAGUGACACUGUUCCACCCCAAAAUGAAAAUUUUGUCAUUAAUCCUUUACCCCUCUCAGCACAACCCGUGAUUGUGGGUGGAACAGCAGGUAGUGAAGUCACCUUUAUGACUCCUUCCAUCACCACCAUUAAGAAGAUCAGAAUUUAUCGACAAAGACCAGAAGUGAUCUCUCUGAUUCUGCCUUUCAUUUUGCCGUUACCCUUCCCAACCAGUGUACUGUCAGGAAUCCAAGUGAUUUUUAAAACUGGCCACAUGAUCAAAGUUGGCAACACUGCAGGAUCGGAAGAAAGAGAAUUUCUGUUUGAUGACGAUGAUAAAAUCAUUGCUGCAACACUGUGGCCAACUAAAGAUGAGUAUGGACUCCAUGGGUUGGAAUUUGAGGUUGCCAAAAAUGAUGGUACAACAAUAAAAUUGUCCAGCAAUUCUGGAUAUCAGGGAAAGCCUGUGAAGGUUGAUGUGAAGUCCGGAAAGUGUUACGGUAUUACAUUGAGAAGCACUAAUAGAGGUUGCAUUACUGCUCUGGGCUUCUACUUCAUUUAGAUGUGUCCUGUAAUACAUACAUAUGUGUUGCUAAAAAGUCUAAAUAACAAACUAUUUUGCAUAGAUUAUAUACUAAACACAUACUAAAGUUAAUGCAUGCAUCAGAAUUUAUGAAUAAAAGUCUAGUAUCGGAUUUUCAUUCUAGCAUGAAUCAUACAGUUAUUAUGUUUGAUGUUCAGGUAAAUAGAACAAUAACGACUACGGUAAUAUAAAGGACAAAUUGAAUGUGUCAAAUUCUUUUCUGUUCAAUGCAUCAUUUAUGUACAUAUUUAAGCUUUCUUUAUCUUUUAUUCUGUUUUGUACCUGAAAGUACAGAACAUUGUGAUGUACCUCGAUGUGCAAUGACAGUACAGAGCUUAACCUGAUAUAAAAAAAGCCUCCUGAUACAUUAAAAUGUGUCCAUGACAUUAUAUCAAUGGAUCUCUCAACUUCUCGUAUACAUGGAUCUAAUGUGAAAACUGUCAAUUUAUGGCAUUCAGCUUUUAAUGUUGUCAUCUUUUCUAAAAUCUUUGUAAAAAAAAGAUUUUAUUAUUAUUUAUUUAUCUAUUUAUUUAUUAUUAUUAUUAUUAUUAUUAUUAUUAUUAUUAUUAUUAUUAUUAUUAUUAUUAUUAAGGUCUACAUUGUAUUUUAUUUUAUGUUUUUUUUGUUUUGUUUUGUUUCAUUUAAAGUCUACCAGGGGUGGGAUGGGUUGGGGUGGGUUCUAAAUUUGCACAGUUGCUUUUUGUUUUAUAUUACUGUUAUUAGAAAUUUAGUAAACAGUUGUUAACAAAAAAUGUGUCCAUGACAAAAAGCAAAUCCAAAAAGAUGAUCAUACAAAUUUGAAUAAUUCAUUAUUAUUGCAAAAUGGCAGUUAUUUAAUUCAUGUUGUCUUUAUAAUAUCAAACUGCAAGGUCCAUGAAAAUUACAGAAAAAAUAAAAACUUUUGGACCUAAAUACUUCAUUUGCCACACUUUAGCCAUAAACCAGUCUUGACAGCACUUCAGUGUGAGUCUCUUUAUUUACUCCAGUGACAAACAUGCUGUAAAAAAUUGUGAAAUAACUAUCUCAUAAAAACACUGUAAAUUUUCUGUUAUUAAAAUACAGUUUGUUCCUGUAAUUUUAGUAUCAAAAUAUUAAAAAGCAAUAUUAAAAAGACUGUAAUGCUGUUCCAUCACAUUUAUUACUUAACAUUAAAACAUUACAUUCUCACAAUUUUGUGCACAAUUUUUACAGAAUGAGCAUUCAGUAUUGUGUAACAAUGUGUCAUCAAUAUAGCAGGAUGCAUAUUGAGUCAUUUCACAUUUCCAAAAACAGUAUUUUUAUUUUUAUUACAUAGAUUAGGCAAUUUUCCACUUUUUGCACGUUUAUAAUGCCCUUUUUUUACAAUAUGUAAUAUAAGUCUCAGGUGUCCCCAGAAUGUGUCUGAAGUUUCAGCUCAAAAUACCCCACAGAUCAUUCCUUAUCUUUUUAUGUUAUAUUUCUGUUCGACCCCUUGAUUUAAAGCUUAAAAACUGCACUUCAAUUUCAUUUUAAUUCUAUUCUAGUGGCAUACCGAGCUGAAAUUAUGAAAAUUGUGUCAGUGUCCAAAUAUAUAUGGACCUGACUGUAUGUCAUUGUCACUUAAUCUAUGCUAACUAUUCUGAACAC
This is a messenger RNA of Labeo rohita (rohu), 3978 nucleotides long. RefSeq names its product neoverrucotoxin subunit alpha-like. The record is from RefSeq and is a predicted model, not a curated record. Bases 1 to 2352 code for a protein of 783 amino acids. Gene Ontology annotation, molecular function: protein binding. Lineage: Eukaryota; Metazoa; Chordata; Actinopteri; Cypriniformes; Cyprinidae. The transcript has 5 exons.